Hylaeus volcanicus is the source of this 487-nucleotide messenger RNA. Its product is annotated as small integral membrane protein 8. NCBI's taxonomy places the organism in Eukaryota, Metazoa, Arthropoda, Insecta, Hymenoptera, Colletidae. Bases 40 to 300 code for a protein of 86 amino acids. The record is from RefSeq and is a predicted model, not a curated record. The transcript is spliced from 2 exons.
AUUUAUCCAUAAUUAAUUAAGCGAAAAUAAUAAUUUACAAUGAAUAAAAAAGACUAUGAACCAGCACCAGGUGAUGGGAUACGUUCACUCAGAAGUACAACAUUAUUUCGUGCGGUUAAUUACGAAUUAUAUAUUAAACCGAAUAAAGGAAUAAUGCUUUUUGGAACUAUAGCAAUAUGCGGUUGUAUAGGAUACAUAAUGUUUAUGCGACAAAAUCAUGAUGGUGCGAAGUACUACUCUGCGGUAACAGCGGACGGAACAGUUGUUACGAAAAAGAAAACAUCCAAAUGGUCCGAGUGAUUGAAAUUAAUUUACGUAAAUUAGUAACAUUUAUUUAUUGUUGAUAAUGUUAUUUAUACACUAUAUUUUAUUUCACAAUUACUAAUUUGUAGACUACUCGUUUCGUUUAUAUGCGUUUCAAUGAUAUGUAAAUAAACAUGUAUAACAAUAUGUGUAACAUAUAAAUGCAACUAUAUUUUGUACAUAA